AAUUUCGGCCUUAAGCAAAUACAUAUGUACAUAUCUACAUACCAUUGUCUUUUUUUUGUGCAAAUGUGCCGUGGGUAAAAUUUACCUGCGGUUUUGGUCUGAUUUCAAAUCUAUAGUUCGAUAGCCGGAAGGACAAAUGAAUUGAAAUUAGUUUGUUAAGUGAAAAUUAAUCCGAAAUGUUUCAAUUGAGUGAUAAAUUUGUUGAUAUAAUUAAUAUAAAUUACAUAUAAUUCGUUGAUAUACACGAAUGUGCUUUCACCGCAAUAGCUUCACAUACACGCAUGCAAUUUAUCCAAUUACGCUCGGGCACUGCUACAACUUUGAUCAUUUUCACUUGAUGAGCUCAUGUUCCAUUGUGGCAAAAAAAGAAUUAAAUAUAAAAUUAAAUUUAUAGCAAAGAAAACAUAAAAUAUGUGAAUGAAAAAAUAUGUUAUUCGGCUUAUGCUAUUUAGACUGUAACAUGAAUUAGUUUUCAUUUAAAUUCGCAAUGAAUAAAUUUUGUCUAGUAUACAAAUACGUGCACGAGUGCUAAAAAAAUUGCAACACGAAAAAAAAACAAUAUUUUGAGAAAAUAAUUGCAAAACCCCUUACAUUGGUGUGUUUUUUAAAUUGUUAGUAUCUAAAUCUGACAUAUAUUUAUAUAUUAUUUCUGUGUUUAUAAAUAUUUCUGGAAAAUUUUGGAUUUCGUAUAGCAUUCUUUUGAGAAUACGAAUAUGUGCAAACACAUGCACAUCGUAUUGUACAUAAUCACUUAUCUUUAGAGUAUAUAACUGGGAGACGCAGGCAUAAACAAACCUUGUCUACAUACGAACAAGUAUAAUCUAAGAAAUCAAUACUGGUUUAAUUUAUCGGAGAAAAUCAAUUUUCGCUUUUGGCUUUUGUAACUAUAAUGGUGGAUAAAGACGAAGACAAGAAUAUUGUAACGAACAAUAUAGCUCAAAAACAGGAACAGAAUAAGAUUGCGCAAAAAACUCAUAACUUAUCAUCAACAGCACCAACAACAACAUCUCCGUCUUUACAACACACCUCAAAUGCCGCGGCAAGUUCAGGAGCCAGCUGCAAUCAGAUUGCAACAAAUUCUACACACCUGAAUACUGCAGCAGCUACACAUCAAGCAAAAGGCCAUGAUAAUACCACAACUUUUCCGCAAUUCAUUACCGGUAGUGCUAGUGGCGCCCAUACGCAACUGGCCACAGAGUUGCCGCACGAAGACGAGGAAAGGCUAGAGAAGCUAUUCAACACGCUUGAUCGGGACGGUAAUGGACGUAUAGAUAUUCAUGAUCUCUCUGAAGCAUUACGAGAGUUUGGUCUCUCAAGUGUUUAUGCCGAGAAAUUCUUGGAACAAUCCGAUAUUAAUCAAAGUGGCGAUGUUGGCCUGGCAGAAUUCGUGUUCUAUGUGCGUGAACACGAAAAGAAUUUACGACUACAGUUUUCACAUCUGGAUAAAAACAAAGAUGGCAAAGUGGAUUUGGAAGAGUUAAUAGACGCUUUUAAAGAUUUGGGCAUUGAAGUUGACCCAGAGGAAGCCACAAAUCUACUUUCACGAAUGGAUCAAGAUGGCAGUUUAAAUAUUAGCUUUAAUGAAUGGCGCGAUUUCCUAUUAUUGGCACCAUCCACUGAUAUUCACGAUUUGAUCAAAUUCUGGCGGCAUUCUACUUACCUUGACAUUGGUGAAGAUUUAAAUGUACCUGAUGAUUUCACGCAAAGUGAAAUGCAGACCGGCAUGUGGUGGCGCCAUCUGGCGGCUGGUGGUAUUGCAGGUGCAGUGUCGCGUACAUGCACAGCUCCAUUAGAUAGGAUAAAAGUGUACUUGCAGGUUCAAACACAUAAAGCCGGAAUCUCUGAUAGUUUAAGAUAUAUGCUAAAUGAAGGAGGCCUCCGCAGCAUGUGGCGUGGCAACGGUAUAAAUGUGCUGAAAAUUGCCCCCGAAUCAGCGAUCAAAUUUGCCGCUUACGAGAAGAUCAAGCGUCUAAUACGCGGCGAUGAGAAGCGCCAGAUGACGAUUGGUGAACGUUUUAUGGCUGGUGCAGCGGCCGGUGGCAUCUCGCAGACGGUCAUCUAUCCGAUGGAAGUAUUAAAGACACGCUUGGCCUUGCGUAAGACCGGUCAGUAUAAGGGUAUAUUGGAUGCAGCGAAAAAGAUCUAUUUAAUGGAGGGUGUACGUAGCUUUUAUCGUGGUUACAUUCCGAAUAUGUUGGGCAUUAUUCCUUAUGCCGGUAUUGAUCUGGCGGUAUAUGAAACAUUGAAGAAAAAGUAUUUAAGUAGUCAUAAUACGGAACAGCCAAGCUUUCUCGUGCUGUUGGCAUGCGGCAGUGCGUCCAGUACAUUGGGACAGGUGUGCUCGUAUCCAUUGGCGUUGGUGCGCACGCGACUGCAGGCGCAAGUGAUCACCAAAAGCAAGCAACCCAGCGUGGGCAUACCCUUGCGGCAGGCGGGCGCUAUCAAUGACGACAACAUGUUCGGUGUCUUUCGCAAGAUUCUACACAACGAAGGCAUCUGUGGCCUGUACCGCGGCAUAACACCGAACUUCAUUAAAGUACUUCCAGCCGUUUCGAUCAGUUAUGUGGUGUACGAGUAUUCCAGCCGUGCUUUGGGUGUGAAUAUGACGUGAUCCCUCUACGUUAAGCGCAAUGUUAAUAAAAACAAACCAGCAACAAAUGAAUGGUCUUGUUACACAACAACAACAACAAUAAAAACGGCGCUCAGCUGCAUACUUAUAUACAUAUAUAUUUAUAUAUAAACGAAUACAUAUGUAAAUAAUAAUGCGCUAGCCCUAAACAGUACUAUUGUUGUACUUUUACUCCCAGUCUCUGCCUAUAAUUAAAUGCUACCAACAUUUGUAUAAUUCACAUUUUACUUUUUUUUUGUUUUUUGUUUUCUGUUAGUAAUAUUGUAGUGAUAAUUUAGCAAAGAUGCUCCGCGUGAUACUAAUUGCUAAUUACAUACAUAAACAAAAACAAACAAAGAAGAAAAAAAAACGAAAAACAAAACAAACGCAAACUGCGAAGUAAAGUAAAGUAACGUAAAGUAAAAAAUGAAAGUAAAAGAUAAAACGGGGUUUUGAACGGUGAAUUCGAGAAUGAGAGUCGUUGACUUAAAUAUAUAAUUUAGUUUAUAUAAAUCUACUGUAUAAUAAUAAUAAAACAGCUGCUAGCUUAUAUAUAUGUAUAUACAUAUACAUAUGUAAUGCUAAAUAUUUAUUUCUAAUCUAUUUUUUACACGCAAAAACAAAGAGAAAUUGUAAACACACACAUGCAAGUUCAAGGGGAGGAAGCAGGACGCAAGAAAUCGUAACGAAUGUUUAACUUAGAUUUUAAUUUAUUAUUUAUUUAGUUAAAUUAAAAUUGGCGCAUGUAAGUGAAAAUGUGUUUAGGUAUAUUUAUAUGUAUGCAGCAUGUAUGUUAUUGUAAAAAAAUCGUUUUUUAAAUAAACAAAACCGAAAACAGAGCGCGCAUUGGCGACACUCAGAUUUAGAUUUCCUUUUUUUCAUUUUUACUGACUGACAGUAGCGAGUGUGUUAACGGAAAGUGUGUUGGGCAUGAAAAUGAAAAUAUAUAAAUAUGGCAACCCUUUUAGCUAAACACAAUUUGACUUUUUAACUUGCUCUUUACAUUUAUAAAAAAGUAGUAACUUUAAAAAUAAAUCACAUAAUUGAUGGUAAGCCUAAAAAUUGCAAACAAAUUAUGUACAUAUAUAUACAUACAAGCCUAACAACUAAUAUAUUGCGUCAUUAAAUGACCGUACAGCUGGCAGCACUUACCAUUUGUGUUUUGAUUCAAUGUAGUGUGAAGAAAGCGAAAAUCUUAAAAAUAAUACAGAAUUUAAUAAAAUUUAACUUAUUUAGCAUUACUAUCAAAUUAAAAACAUAUAUACAUAUACAUAUAUAAUAUAAAUUUAAAAUUUAAAAAAUCUAAACUAUAUACAUGCGUAUUUUUUGAGGCUGCAAUUACGAAGCAACAUCGCAAUAAGUCUAACUUCUUAACAUAAAGAACUGAAAAGCUGUCGUUAAGUUUAAGUAAAAAUCACAAUUCAAUCAAAAAUAAUGCAAAAACAAAAAUACUAAAAAAAACUAAAGCAAAACUUACAUACAUACAUGCAAACAUACAUACAUACAUACACAAAUAGUUAUAAUAGCAAAGAAAUGACGAGAUUAUUGUAGCAUAUUUUUUAUGAUAUAAACAAAAUAACUAAAAAUAAUGUAGAUGAUUUCACAAAUCGGUAAAUUGUAUAAUGUAGUUAAAUGAUGAAUUACAAAUUAAAUGUGUCUAAACAUAUUUUUUUAUAUAUGCUAGCCUUUCGAUUAUGCCAAACUGCAUUUGUAUUUAUUGAUUUCAUACAUAUACUAUAUACAUACAUAUGUAUAUAGUGUGCAUAUACAUUACAUAAAUACAAAACAUUUCAAAAAAACAUUUGACGUGCAAAUUGUAUGCAAUAAUACUUUCAAACUAAAUGAGUAUCGAAAAUAAUAUCAUUGAGAAAUAAUAUCAUGGAAAAAGACCAUUAACGUAAUAUUAAGCAGGACUCUAUAUAUUGAUAUAAUAUAAUUCUCUCCAUUUUCUGUCUCUCUUUCUCUCUCUGGUUGACUUAUUUGUUUGUGAUUUAUGCAGGACUCAACUUACAGAUACAAAAAUAAAAGUUUAAUUGUUUAAAAAUAAA
This is a messenger RNA of Bactrocera neohumeralis, 4656 nucleotides long. RefSeq names its product calcium-binding mitochondrial carrier protein SCaMC-3 (gene SCaMC). Gene Ontology annotation, molecular function: calcium ion binding; ATP transmembrane transporter activity. NCBI's taxonomy places the organism in Eukaryota, Metazoa, Arthropoda, Insecta, Diptera, Tephritidae. The coding region runs from base 890 to 2611 and encodes 573 amino acids. Gene Ontology annotation, biological process: transmembrane transport. The record is from RefSeq and is a predicted model, not a curated record. Gene Ontology annotation, cellular component: mitochondrial inner membrane. The transcript is spliced from 9 exons.